GUUGUCAAUGCAGGAAGCAGACGAAUUUUCUUCCUUGUGUAACGUCACGCUCUUACGGCUCUUUUAGUCCUCUAAAAUAAUUACGUCAGAUAUUUCUGGCUAGUUAGUGAAAUAUGGCGACUGCUCACGGUGAGAAGGUUUUGAAGUAUUUGGAAGAAAAUGGGACUGCCAGUUCACUUAAACUAGCUGAGCUUUGGAAUGAAGAUCACCAAAAGAUCGUUGGUACCGUGAAAAGCCUUCUUUGUCUUGGAGAAGUAAUUGAAGCUGAUCUUCAGAGCUCUGCGCUAUGGGAUCUUACUGAAGAAGGAAAACAAGUGGCUAAAGAUGGUAGUCACGAAGCUCAAGUUUUCAAUGCUAUCCCACCUGCUGGAAGUACACAAGCAGAAAUUGUGGCUAAAGUUACUGAAGUGAAUUCUAAAUUCACAAAAGAUAUGGCCAAAGUUGGUUUCAGUAAAGCCAUGUCACUUGGUUGGAUUGUCGUUGACAAGAGUUCUGGAGCUCCCAAAUUCAUUAAAAAAGUAACUUCUAUUCAAGAUAAGGUUCAGGAACAUCUUAAAGAACUUGCCACUGGAAAAGACACACUCACCAAUGAAUUGAGAACUGAGUACAAAAAGAGAAAACUUAUCCAAGAAAUAAUUAUCAAGAGUUAUCUGAUGAAACCUGGUCCAUCAUUCAGUACAAGUGUCACUAAACAAGAGACUGAUCUUACACCUGAAAUGAUCGCUUCCGGUUCAUGGAAAACAAAGGAGUUCAAAACAUACAAUUUGAAUGCUCUUGGGACUCCAAUUCCGCGAGGACAUUUGCAUCCCUUAAUGAAAGUACGAGCAGAAUUUCGACAAAUAUUUUUGGAGAUGGGAUUUACUGAAAUGCCCACAAAUAAUUUUGUUGAAAGUUCCUUCUGGAAUUUUGAUGCCCUUUUCCAACCUCAGCAACAUCCUGCACGAGAUGCUCACGACACCUUCUUCCUUUCUGACCCGGCAACAGCAACAAAUAUCCCUGUCGAUUACAUGGAGCGUGUGAAAAAAGUACACAGCCAUGGAGGUUAUGGUAGUCAAGGUUAUGGAUAUGAUUGGAAAAUAGAAGAAGCGCAAAAAAAUCUUCUUCGAACCCAUACCACUGCCGUUAGUGCGAGGAUGCUUUACGCCCUUGCUGAGGGUGGUUUCAAACCGGCGAAAUACUUCAGCAUUGACCGUGUUUUCCGAAAUGAAACGCUUGAUGCUACACAUUUAGCUGAAUUUCAUCAAAUCGAGGGAGUCAUUGCAGAUUAUGGCCUGACACUGGGGAAUCUAAUAGGAGUCCUGUAUGAAUUCUUUCGCAAACUGGGCAUUGAAAAGCUGCGGUUUAAACCUGCCUACAAUCCGUACACUGAGCCCAGCAUGGAGAUUUUUAGUUAUCAUCCUGGCCUUAAAAAAUGGGUUGAGAUCGGAAAUUCUGGAAUAUUCCGACCGGAAAUGUUAUUACCAAUGGGACUUCCUGAAGACGUUUCAGUUCUGGCAUGGGGUCUUAGUUUAGAGAGGCCGACGAUGAUUAAAUAUGGCUACGAUAACAUUCGGGAUUUGGUGGGCCCUAAAGUGAACAUACAGAUGGUAGCAGACAACCCUCUCUGCCGACUGGACAAACACCGUGGUUCUGAAAUGAAGGAAACAGACGAUCUGCAGGACUUGGAGAAUCGCAUGGAUUCGAUCAUGACUCGACUACGUGGCAUUGAAACUGAAGUGAAGAAGUUAAAAAGACAAGGCAAAACUACUGAAGAAAAAUUAACUCUUGUCAUAGAGGCUGAUCCGAAAUAUCCACCACGAUCAAUUCAGACCUUGGUGAGACUCCUGGCAGCUCGAGAAGAUGCCCGUACCAUAGUGACCGUUCAUCAGCAUUCAUCUUUGGCAAGUGCUUGUCCAACCGAUUUGAUGCAAUGGCCGAACUUGACUGUAUCAGAUGGCAGUCGAAUCGACAACCAAUGCAAUCUUACUUGGAUUUGGAAGCCAAUAGGACGCCAUCCCAUCGCCAAGAUUGUCAAUCGGCCUAACGGAGAUAUCCACGGUGAAGCCGCCAUCGCUCGUCUACUGGCCCGACUUCUUGAAUCCUGGGCAGAUUGUGCAAUGUAUGAAAAUUUUGAUUCAAGCAUUUGCUCACAGAUCGACGAUUGGUUGGAUUCAUGGGAAAGUUGCAUUCAGUCUGGCGACUCCAAGUUCUUGAUGUUGAUACGGCGAAUUCACAAUCAACUGGGUCAUCCUGACGGACGUAAAUGGCUAGUAGGACCUCUACCCGGAGUUAAAUCACUCGCCGAUAUUUUCUUAUCCAACCUACUAGGCGAUAAACUAAACACUUUAAACAGUGGCCAGGCAAAAGAGUGGAUGUUGCGGUGUGCUUCAGCUUGAUUCAACUUGUCCGAAGUUGCGACUUCUUUCUAUCAUUUCAGUGCUGCCUUGUAUGUGACAAUACAAAGUACGAUGACA
This is a messenger RNA of Daphnia pulicaria, 2453 nucleotides long. RefSeq names its product phenylalanine--tRNA ligase alpha subunit A-like (gene alpha-PheRS). Gene Ontology annotation, molecular function: phenylalanine-tRNA ligase activity; tRNA binding; ATP binding. Bases 114 to 2375 code for a protein of 753 amino acids. The record is from RefSeq and is a predicted model, not a curated record. The transcript is spliced from 12 exons. Lineage: Eukaryota; Metazoa; Arthropoda; Branchiopoda; Diplostraca; Daphniidae. Gene Ontology annotation, cellular component: phenylalanine-tRNA ligase complex; cytosol; cytoplasm. Gene Ontology annotation, biological process: phenylalanyl-tRNA aminoacylation.